UCGGAAGCAGCGUCCGAAGGGGCUGGAAGGCAGAGCCGAGGAGGGCGGGGAGACGUUACGUUGACGCUGGCGUGACCCAGCCCGAGAAUUUGGCGGGAUCUCCGAAAGUUGCAGUACUCCGCGCGCGCAGUGGCCUGAAACCGAGAUCUGAGGAGAGCGGAGACGCACCCGGAGGGACGCAGUUGGGAGCUGAGUUUCGCCUGGGUUGUGUGCAGAAGGCCGGAACAAGGGAGUAGAGAAGUGGGCAGGAAUCGAAGGGGUCUGGAGUCCGUCCCGGCCGGGCGCGGACCGAGCCAGCGGACAGAAGUCGGGGCGCGCAGCCAGUGGGAGCGAGGAGCGCUGCGUACCAGGGUGAGGGUGUUAGGCGCGGACUCGGUUCCUUUUUGCCUCAGGUAUUGAAUGCUGAGUAAUGGCUAUGCAAAUGCAGCUUGAAGCAAAUGCAGAUACUUCAGUGGAAGAAGAGAGCUUUGGCCCACAACCUAUAUCUCGAUUAGAGCAAUGUGGCAUAAAUGCCAAUGAUGUGAAGAAAUUGGAAGAAGCUGGGUUCCAUACUGUGGAGGCUGUUGCCUAUGCACCAAAAAAGGAACUAAUAAAUAUUAAGGGGAUUAGUGAAGCCAAAGCUGAUAAAAUUCUGACUGAGGCAGCCAAGUUAGUUCCAAUGGGUUUCACUACUGCAACUGAGUUCCACCAAAGGCGAUCAGAGAUCAUACAGAUUACUACCGGCUCCAAAGAACUUGACAAACUACUUCAAGGAGGAAUUGAGACUGGAUCAAUUACAGAGAUGUUUGGAGAAUUCCGAACUGGGAAGACUCAGAUCUGUCAUACAUUGGCUGUAACAUGCCAGCUUCCCAUUGACCGAGGUGGAGGAGAAGGAAAGGCCAUGUACAUUGACACUGAAGGUACUUUUAGGCCAGAAAGGCUGCUAGCAGUGGCUGAGAGAUAUGGUCUCUCUGGCAGUGAUGUCCUGGAUAAUGUAGCAUAUGCUCGAGGGUUCAACACAGACCACCAGACCCAGCUCCUUUAUCAAGCAUCAGCCAUGAUGGUAGAAUCUAGGUAUGCACUGUUAAUUGUAGACAGUGCCACUGCCCUCUACAGAACCGACUAUUCGGGUCGAGGGGAACUUUCAGCCAGGCAGAUGCACCUGGCCAGGUUUCUGCGGAUGCUUCUGCGACUUGCUGAUGAGUUUGGUGUAGCAGUGGUGAUCACCAACCAGGUGGUAGCCCAAGUGGAUGGAGCAGCCAUGUUUGCUGCAGAUCCUAAAAAACCUAUUGGAGGAAAUAUCAUUGCUCAUGCCUCAACAACCAGACUGUAUCUGAGGAAAGGAAGAGGGGAAACCAGAAUCUGCAAAAUCUACGAUUCUCCCUGUCUUCCUGAAGCUGAAGCUAUGUUUGCCAUCAAUGCAGAUGGAGUGGGAGAUGCCAAAGACUGAUUCAUUGGGGCUUUUCCUGUGAUAAAGCUUAAGUGCUACAGCCUAAUGGAGAGGACUGCUCCCUGGGGCUUCUUCACAGGCCUCUUCCUGUUUUCCUGCCAGAAAAAGGCUUCUGGAAAAACACCUAUUCUAUCAGCUUUUGGGAUGGUGUAAACAGGAGACAGGUCAGUAGUCACAAACUGAUCUGAAAUGUUUA
Messenger RNA from Panthera uncia (snow leopard), 1625 nucleotides. It is a transcript of the gene RAD51, whose product is annotated as RAD51 recombinase. Bases 410 to 1429 code for a protein of 339 amino acids. Gene Ontology annotation, cellular component: condensed nuclear chromosome. Gene Ontology annotation, biological process: reciprocal meiotic recombination; DNA strand invasion; mitotic recombination. NCBI's taxonomy places the organism in Eukaryota, Metazoa, Chordata, Mammalia, Carnivora, Felidae. Gene Ontology annotation, molecular function: ATP-dependent DNA damage sensor activity; DNA strand exchange activity; ATP binding. The transcript is spliced from 10 exons. The record is from RefSeq and is a predicted model, not a curated record.